Messenger RNA from Phragmites australis (common reed), 845 nucleotides. RefSeq lists its product as uncharacterized. The record is from RefSeq and is a predicted model, not a curated record. The transcript has 3 exons. Lineage: Eukaryota; Viridiplantae; Streptophyta; Magnoliopsida; Poales; Poaceae. Bases 287 to 832 code for a protein of 181 amino acids.
ACUCCUUUAAACCACGAGUUUCGUCGUGCGUAUAGGCUCCCGCAUCUUGACGCGCCAUCGGGCCCAACAGAAAAAAAAAGGCCGUCGGCCCCAGCCUGUCACGCUCCAGCCGCAGUCGUCCGCCAGCCCAGCCUGUCACGCUCCAGCCGCAGUCGUCCGCCAGCCCUAAGGGAACUUGACAUCCCCUCGCGCCGCAGGCAAUCCCCUCGCGCCGCAGCCGCCCGUCGACCCUCCCAGUGCUCUCCCACGCCAUGUCCGCCGCCAGAGCCGCUGCGACCUCAUUGCCAUGGCCACCGCAAUGUCAAUCCCUGCCCUCCUUCUCCUCCUUGCAACGCCGGUGUUCCGCUGGUGUUGCUCGACGGCGGGGCAGUCCAAGGCGAGGGGAUGGUUCUUUGGUCAAGUAACCGCCAUGCACACAGCACGUCUCCAGCACCUGCAGCAACUGCUCGUCUCCGGGGCAACCGCCGAACAAUGUGCAUUACAAAAAGUUUGCCGUGAAGUAGGCCGCCGGGAAGAAGAAAAGAGCCGCUGUGCAGAAGGAGGGGAGAAGGGUAGCGACCAAUUUCUUCCACAAAUCUCUGUGUUUGGCCGCCGGGAAGAAGAAAAGAGUCGCUGUGCAGAAGGAGGGGAGAAGACUAGCGACCAAUUUCUUCCACAAAUCUCUGUGUUUGGUACGAUUGAUUGCUUUCUGAAUUUUCCCCCUGUCCAUCAUUUUCCCCCUUCUGUAAUUGUAAAAUGGAAUGUUGUAGCACAUUAUCUCCUUGUCUUCACGGCCAUUUGUUGUCUUCAAUAUGUCAUUAGCAUCCUUUUGUCGUUAAACAUUGUUUUCUGAAUUAUUCUCUCUC